This is a messenger RNA of Pogonomyrmex barbatus (red harvester ant), 718 nucleotides long. RefSeq names its product 2-aminoethanethiol dioxygenase. NCBI's taxonomy places the organism in Eukaryota, Metazoa, Arthropoda, Insecta, Hymenoptera, Formicidae. The record is from RefSeq and is a predicted model, not a curated record. Gene Ontology annotation, cellular component: mitochondrion. Gene Ontology annotation, molecular function: oxidoreductase activity, acting on single donors with incorporation of molecular oxygen, incorporation of two atoms of oxygen.
UUCGGAAGUUAUAUUUGAUUUGCAUUACUGUUUGCUUUCCUUCGGUAUAGGUCUCUCUGGAAAUUAUUUUAAGCUUUACAUUGUUGUAUAAAGAAUGAUACUUGAGGUUAAAGCUGUCAUCUCUUUGAUAAAUACACGAUAUAUGCCUGAAUGUAAUUACUUUGUAAUCACGUGUUGAUCUGAAUGAUUAAAAGAUUGAAAAAGAAUAAAGUGGACAAUUAUGGCAUCGGCGAUCGAAACUUUGGUGAAGCAAGCAAUGAAAACAUUUGGUGAUCGCCGGCUUUGUCAGAAAAACUUUGAUAAAUUGAAGAAUCUAAUAAAUAAUAUAACUACGGAGGAUAUAAAACUUGAUAAACGUGUUCUUGAUUAUGUUAGCAAACAGCCAGCACCUAUGUGUGUGAUGGAUAUAUUUGAAAAUGAAAACUUAACAAUUGUGAUUUUUAUAUUAAAACAUGGCGUUAAAAUGCCUAUGCAUGAUCAUCCUGGGAUGCAUGGUUUGUUGAAGGUGAUCAGUGGUAUGGUAGAAUUAAGCAGCUAUAGUUUGAAGACAAAAGGUGAUCAUGUAAUUAAAGCAAAUGAAGAGAUCACAGCAGUUAGACAUCGACCUGUAUCUCUUCAUAGUAAUUCAUCUGUUUGUAUUUUUACGCCAAUGGAAAAGAAUCUUCAUGAAAUUUUGUGUGUGGAGGGUCCUGCAGCUUUCUUGGACAUACUCAGUCCA